Messenger RNA from Paraglomus brasilianum, 1812 nucleotides. The record is from the annotation of a GenBank genome assembly. NCBI's taxonomy places the organism in Eukaryota, Fungi, Glomeromycota, Glomeromycetes, Paraglomerales, Paraglomeraceae.
AUGUCUGGUUGUCUGUCACCACAGCUAAUUGCAGCUCUACAGUACCCAGGUAAGCCCAUUUUUGUGAAAUUCGAUUCAGUUUCAUCGAUAGUACUAAAAGCUCUUCCUCAAGCAUACUGGAAUCGAGCGCCGUCCAAAUGGGGAGGCAUCUCAGACUGGGACAUAUUUAUCGUAAAAGAAGUACCAGGAAUGAACAGACAUACCGCUCAUGCUACGCUUGCGGCUGAACUGAAACUUCUUGAGUGCGAACUACCAAAAUCCAGCGUCGCUUAUCGGCAAACGCUUACUAUGAAAAGUUGCCUCGAAGACUGCAAAAAGGAUCCGGCAAAUACCAAGUUAUGGAAAACGCAAAUGAACGCUUUAACGGAUGCUGCAAUCAGAAGCAGAAUAGACUUGUGCAACCUUGAAAAUGCGGCGUUUAACACUGGAUUAGUGCUCGCUAUUGAAAAAUUUCGGGCAUUAAGAGCUGCUAUCUUGGAAAACACGGAAAAGGGUUUGGUCUCGCCUCCACCUAUGAAGCAAAAUCUUGAAGAUGAGUCGGACUCUAAACCUCGGAGUUUUAAGAAGAGGAGGCUAUUAGGCAUUGACUCAGAUAGUGAUGACGAUGAAGGUAACCACGAAGAAGAUGAAGGGGAAGGGGAAGUAGAAAGCGACGAAGAGGUUAUAUGUGCAGACGCUUUUCAAUAUACAUUUGAUGAAGCUGUAUCCUGUAAUGAUUCAGAAUGGAAGCUAAAGAAUGGCAAACCGGUGGCAGAAAUUUUGGCAAGUAGCGCCAUGAAAGCGUUAGAAAAUUCAAAAAUGGCUGCAAAAAAUCCCGAUGCAUUUGUGAACAGUAGCAUCAGCCUUGGGCUAUCGUGUAUUGUUGACCUCUCAUCGAAAUUUUCCAAUGGGAUGUACACAUGGUUCGGCGAUGAGUGGACUGCCUUGAAAGCCAAAGUGUAUGAACGUGUCAAUGUAGUACCAAAACCUUUUGAAGGUGUUAUAAAGGAAGUGAUUGAUCGGAUUGAUACGUUUUGUCGGGCUUACGAAUAUUGGGACGCACGAAACUUCCUCCUAGAUCAAAUGAAGGAUCGAUCUUGCACAGUCCUAUAUAAACAGAUAAUAAAAAUUUAUUUCGCUGUUAUCGAUAUGUUUUUGGCAAAUCCGUGCACAUUUGUGGAUCAAAGUGGCCAGAGAAAAAAAUUGACAGAGAUGGAAUUUGUUUUGAAGAUAGCAGCCCCGAUAAUCGACAUCAUUUUUUCCGAUAUAAAAGAUUUGGUCGAAGUUCGAUGGGGUGAGACCGAGACAAAGUGUGCGUCUAGAUGCAGAAAAAGCGAUAUGAGAAUUGUCCAUCAAACUCGCGACAUCGAACUCAGCCAUACUGAAUAUGCCCAAGCUCCUAUGCCUUGUAAGGUCGUCCGCGAUCGUUCCAAGUUACUGAGAACCAACAAGUGUGUACUUGACCAUUAUCUGAUGCAGGAUAUUCCAGCGAAUGCAGAAACGACAGUGUUUGGCUUACAAGUUGUUGGGUUGAAUGCUCAGUUAAUCGGUAUCGAUAUUUUUGACUGCGGUCUCUAUUUCGGCCUGGAAGGAGCUACGUUUAGCUUUCCCUCGCAGUUGUCGCAAAUUACAACUUUACGGAGGGCUCUAGAAGCUUUAUAUUUUUUUAAGGACAAUAUUAAACGUAAAGCCAUUGCCUUACCUGAUCCUGUUGCGGAGAGGAACCCCUACCAUAGAAUAUUUCACAGUAUAAACCCAGAGACGUUGAAACCAAAACAUCAUAAAGCAAGUUUUAUAAAGCCCACGUUUUUUACUUCCCCAAAGGAAAUGUAA